AUGUCCCAAAACCCGUCUGAGGACGUCAAGGACGAUGUCCUGCUGGCGUGCCGAUACGGUGACCUCGAAGACGUUGAAGCUUUCGUGAAACAGUACGGAACUUCUGCGCUGGCGGAUGUGCGCGAUGAAAACGGGAGCACCAUUCUCCAUAUGAUCGCUGCGAAUGGACAUCAAGAUCUAUUGAAUUAUCUUUUACCCCUCCUACCACCGACGCUUCUCUCUGUGCAAAACGAAUCCGGAUCGACACCAUUACAUUGGGCUGCGCUAAAUUCACAACUCGAAAUCGCACAGAAGCUUGUACAACAGAUAGAUGGACCAGGAAGGGACUUGAUUGACAUCAAGAACAAGGCUGGGCGUUCGCCGCUCGGUGAAGCCGAGCUAGCAGGAUGGGAGGAAGGCGCGAAGUGGUUUGUUGAGGUGAUGAACUUGGACGCUGAUGGUGCAAAGGAGCAGCCUGCGGAUGAGGACGCCGUCUUGGACACGGAGGACGGAAGCAACCGAGAUAUUGAAGUCGAAAUAGAAGACGCCGAGGGCCAAGUUGCGAAGAUGAAACUGUCGGGCAAGCAGAUUAGCAGCGCCUCACAGGCCUCCAACACUUGA
Molecule: messenger RNA, 600 nt
Organism: Cyclocybe aegerita
Lineage: Eukaryota; Fungi; Basidiomycota; Agaricomycetes; Agaricales; Hemipholiotaceae
Source: the annotation of a GenBank genome assembly